This is a messenger RNA of Botrytis porri, 5020 nucleotides long. RefSeq lists its product as uncharacterized. The coding region runs from base 1647 to 4289 and encodes 880 amino acids. Lineage: Eukaryota; Fungi; Ascomycota; Leotiomycetes; Helotiales; Sclerotiniaceae. The transcript is spliced from 2 exons. The record is from RefSeq and is a predicted model, not a curated record.
CAUAUCAUACAUACGUGAAACACUUGAUCAAUUCAAUUGCUUAGAACUAGUAUACAUUUCCAUAGAUUCUCCAGUUCUCGUGGGCUACCCAGGCAAACUGGGGAAAUCAACCAACAACCAAGUGACUGACGUGGGCAAUGAAUACUCGUCCAAGUACGGAGUGUUACCCUAUGUUUACUUGGGUUACCUCCUCAUUUCCACAUCUCACGAACUAUACCGAGCCAACAGAAGAGCCAGCACUUGUGGUGUUCAUGUGAUGUUCAUGUCUUAUCAUGUAUUAUCAUGUCAUGUCAACGCUGGAUUCGAGCACCAAAAUACCGAGGCUCGGAAGCGUGAUGGGAGUUUCGAAACACAGCUACUGAUUAGCUUAGCUAUGGUGACUGACCAUUUGUUGUGCUGGUCGUUCCUUAAUCUCGUCAGUCACUUGUACAAGCUCUCGAAGGGGGUCUGGGGUAUUUAUUUGCAUUCUCUCAUUCAUUGGCACUCGAUGCUGUACGAUGUAAGAGAGCGAUGAAUCCAUGAUGUGCUCCGGAGUCCGUACACUCUCUGUAGCAUGUACCAGGGGCACACAAACGGUACGGGGAGCAGUCGAUCCGUAUCGCAACCAUUACGCAGGUUUGCAGUCCGCCUCUCUCACCGUUAUUUGAGGGAUCUGAUGCCAUCUCCAUAAUUAAGCCAAAGCCUAACCGAGCUAACCUAACGAGCCAGCAAUAAGCUGCAGCGAAGAAUCUUCAGCUGCAGCUAAUCAAGCUCCAACAUACUUUGUACAGGACUAGGCAAUAAAGUACAGCAAAUGCAUGCAUCUGGGCGGAGUCUUUGCUCGAAACGAAUGGAUAAUUUUGUCCAUUUACCGGAUUUUUCCAAUCAUGACUCCUCAUUGACUCUUCAUUAUUAUUCACAUCAUCCAAUUCUUACCACCAAAACGGUCAAAUGUCAAAAUCGAGUUAUGUAGGUAAGAAAAUGCUCCACUCUGAGGUUUUUGGACGGAGUAGACUCUCGUGUUUCAUCGUGAGGCGAGAAGUUUCGCUGGCAAGUUCUUGAUGGUUGAUCCGCUUACCUUUUGCUUUGCAGAGUCCUUUUUUUUUGCUUGUGAAUUUCAUUUGCGGCAUGUUCAUGAUAGGAACCACGUCAGGUGAAAAUGGGAACAUUUUCAAGCGUCCCCAUUCUUAUCGAAUGAAAUGUACGCCUUGUUUUCCGAUGUGAAAAGGGAAAAGAGACGGAGUUGGAUAUUAUUAAAAAGGGAAUUGUUUAGAAGUCUACCGCUUUUGUUUGGAUAAUCGAUAAGCUCAAUCGUUGUGAAGUGGGAAUAUGAAUAUAUUUCACCGCAUAUCUUUCCUUUUCUUGUGCUUGCCGAUUGUUCAAGCUUCAUAUCUUCAUAUCUUUGAUAUUUUUCAUAUUGCAGCGUGAGAAGUGUGUUCAUAUAUCGUCAGUAUCAUUACAUAUUGAAGAGCUGCACGCACUACGCCUUUAUAUUCUUAACUUUUUCCCUGCAUUUCCUUACCGAUACUCUCCUCCCCGCCCCCUCGGUUUUAUUCUAGCUGCUGGACGGCUUGGUCAGUUGGUUACUUUUGCCACUAUCACAUUAUCAACACCGCUUUUUGGUCUCGUACCUAUUUUUAACUUGGCGGAAAGGCGGAAAGGUAUUCAUGUCCUGUUGCAAUAUAUUCAACUGUCUGCCUUCUUCUUCCAACCUUCUUCGAAAGUCGAGUGGUAAAGCGAAGCUUUCCAAUUCUUCAGAUAUGAGGAACGACGAUAAUUUGGCUUAUGGCACGAUGGAUACCGACCAAUCUCAGACGGGUACUGGUACCAAUGAACGAACUGAGAGGCCAAAGAAUGAUAGAAGAAAAACAACUUACACUUUCCCCAUCAAAAUCAUGCCCUCACCAAAAUCUGCAACUACAGCCAGCGCCAAUCUCACUCCGGAAUUCACAGAAUUCGAUACCCAGGCUUACUACAACGAAUCUCUAGAUUACAACUACAUAUCUUCCCGAUUUGCCUUUUCCCUUGGUUUAAAACCAGAUGCCGAUCGUGAAGCUAAGCCACGCUCAAAAUCUGUAUCGAAACCAAAAAUUCCCUUUAAGCCAAAGCAUCUAGCAAGAUCUCAAACCGCACCAGUUGCUGAAAUUAAGCCCCUUCAAAGAUCAAGGACAGAACCGCUUUCACGAAGAAUCUUCUCGCCUUUAGGUAGAGAAAGUAUCAUAGAAGAUACACCGCCUUCUACAUCUACAGCUCCAGCUCUUCCACCUAGAAUCCCACCCAGAAGAACUUCCACAACUGCUACUCUCGUACCUUCCAGUGCUCAAGCUCCUCCCAUUUUCUCGCUUUUGGAACCGACGCCAGAAGCAAUCUCAAGAUCGAAUUUAACUAGUCCGUUAUUUCCAGAUGCUAAUCUAAAUCCUUUCUCGCCAAGACCGGGAGCCACUUUUGGGGCGAUGGUUGUUGACACACCACCGAGAACACCACAAAGACCUCAAAUAUUACAUACACAAACAGAGGGCAACCCUAGUAUUUUCGAAGCAUUAAAUUCACAUCCUGUGAUUCCAUCCAUUACAAAUGUUCCGACAAUUCUGACUGAAGAGCCGGAAGGGAUGUCAGAAGAGCCAGAAGGUACAUCUUCUGGAACGGAACGAGAACGUGAUCUCGAAGGAAUGGGAACCGGUACUGGAAUUGGAAUGGGUUUUGGUAUCGGAGAAGAAAUUCGUGGUCGAGAGAUUUCGGAUCCAGAUUCCAUGACAGGUGAUCUAACACUUCAUUGGAAAUCUUCUCCUUUAUCACGUUACACACAACGGACCGUUUUCUGGAUCGUCCCAAAUGCGAAAUUUGAUCUCGUGUUUGGACACGAUGAAACGGAUUUCAAUAUUCCCAUACAAAAUCCUCCAAAGUGGGGUUUGAGCAAUUGGGGAAUUGGACAGGGGAGAGGAAGAAGAGGAGAAAGAAAUCAAUUCCGAGAGGGGAUUAGAAGAGGAGUUCUUAAACCAGUAGAGGAACAAAGUACCUUUUCGUUACUGUAUAGUGCGACGAAUUUGAUGGAUGCGUGGUUAAGACCACCUUAUCAGAUUAAUGGACGAGCACACUCGCAGCAUUCGGACUCGAAACCGCUGCUUUCGAAUGGCGAUGAAAAUGGAGGCAUUCAUGAAAUAUCAUUCACGUUACCGGAGUUGGAAUAUCAACUCAGGAAUGAGUUGAAGUGUACGGAUGAACGGAGACGCAAACAUGAGGGGAAGAGAGCAGUUAAUAUCUGGGAUGUUAGGGCCGGAAAGGCGGUUUUAGCCGAGCAAGCUAAGGGCGCUAGUGGAGAGAUUAGAAAGUUGGUGGGGGCCGUAGUAAAGGAUGUCAGGGAGAAUGGAGGCAAAAAAGCUGCGGAAAGUGGGAACAAGACUUUGGUUGGGAGAGCUCCUCGUGAGGAACCGGAAGUGGAAGCUGCACAUGAUAAAUUUGUAUAUGUGGAGAAUCCAAUUUCCGCAACUCCUGCUCCCGUUGUCUCAAAUGAAGAUGUCACAGCAGUCAGCAAACCACAAGCAGAAUCUUCCCCCGCCACCUCUCCACUCCUCCCCGCCGUCGCUCCUCUCCCUAACCCCCAAACCUUUGAUCUCUCCCCUACUACCGCCAACGAUACCGCAAAUCAAAGUCCCAGCUCCUCUCUCCGUGUCGAAUUCACAGAUGCGCAAUUGCAAGCACAGAUUCACGCGCAAAUGGAACGAGAAAUGGAACGUGAAAUGGAGCAGGAUAUGGAACGCGAAAUGCAGGCGCAAAUUGAAGCUGAGAUGAACGCUCAAUCCCAAGCUCACUCUCCAUCUCACGACGAGGUAAGAGAUGAAGUGAGAGAUUUGCCACCCGCGCUUCCUCCCCGUCCUAGAAGAUUCGAAAGAUCCUCAACUUUUGAUUUCGGAUCUGGAGAUGCAAAGGCAAAUGAUGAGCCACCCAGACGCUUAUUAGCCCGCUCUUCAACUUUUGAUUCUCCAGCUUCUUUCACGACCUUGAGAAAGUCAGAUCGUGAUAUACAUGCUUCUAUCUCGGCACUUCGUUCGGCUCAUAAUGACGAUGAGGAUGAUGAGGAAAAUGAAGCAAUGUCUGAGAUUAUGGUUUCGCGCAUCCCGGUUCGUGAGUUAGUUUUAGAGGAGGAAGUCGAAUUUAGUGUUCUUCCAGAUCGAAGUUUCGGGACCCUGAAAGAGAGAUUCGAGAUGAUGUGGCAGGGAGAGGAUGAGAGAGUGCAUUCUGAGAGGAAGAUCUGGAGAGGGAAGUUUAGAGGGGUGUUGGAAGAGUUGUGUAGAGUUGUUGCAGAGAAGUGAGGUGUGAUGGGAUGAGGUGAGAGGGAAAUUUGAGAAGGAGAGCAAAGGGAGAUAGGAAUCGAAAAGAGAGUCACUGUGUUUGUUAUAUGAACACGAUUCUCUACUCGGUCUGGAAUGUUGGGCGGGGCGAGUGGAGAGGGGGGAUCCACUUUGACAGCGCAGCUGGCGAAGUUGUGAGGAUGUGGAAUGGUGAUGCGGGGGGGGCUUGGCGGUUUGGGAUAGCAUGGAUAGCAUGGAUGGGAUGGAAUUUCUUUUUUCUACUUCUUUUGUUCCUUUGGCUCUGGACUUUACUUGACAGGACUUGUGGUUGUGGUUGGUUUGUGGUUGGCUUUCACUCGCUUUGUUACCUAUUUGUUUAUUUGGUUCUUGUUUGGUUGUUUACUUGUUUGCUGAAUGGAUCGGCUUGCUUGGGUUUGCUGAGUUCGUACAUAUCACUAUCUAUAUCAUGGGAAUUUUGGGAUGGGUUUUGAGGAAUGGAUGGGUGUUUACGGCGCUCUUUUUUCUUUUGAUUUCUUGGAAGGGACUUGUGGAUUGCAUUGAUGGAUGAUGGAUGAUGGAUGAUGGAUGGAUGGGAUGUUUUCUUUUGUUUGAUGGAGGGAUUGAUGAUGAUAUAUGAGAUGGAUGAUGAGACUGAUGAAACUGAGUGAGAUUGAUAAGAUGAGUUGAUAUACCUAUACCUAUACCUAUACCUAUAGUCUGUAUGAGAAAUGAUAUACAAGAUUCCAUACCAC